Rubroshorea leprosula is the source of this 7071-nucleotide messenger RNA. NCBI's taxonomy places the organism in Eukaryota, Viridiplantae, Streptophyta, Magnoliopsida, Malvales, Dipterocarpaceae. The record is from the annotation of a GenBank genome assembly.
CCAUUAGAGAGGGACUCGACAACGCGUUCAUGGCUUGCAUUUGCAGGGAACUGUCGAAUUCUCGGGCGAAUUCCAGUCGUUUUGAUUGAGGGACGAGGAAGGUUCAAAACCCUAGGACAGAGCAGGGAGUGUUGCAGAGGGACGAAGGUCUCGGGUGCUCUCAGUGCUGUGCCCUAGCUUCUAAUUUCGUGUCUCUGGUUUCAAUUGAGGAAUUGGAUUUGAUAUUAUUAGUUUCAAAUCAAUGGGAGUUGCAACCCCAUAGGGAUUAAGGUAGGGAUGCAUGGAUGUGAUUCAGGAUCUGCUCUUGUAGUAAAUGCUGAGGUUGAUUCCAUGGGAGGGGUUGUUGAUGGCGGAGUUGGGAUUGGUGUCAAAACCUCUCCGCGCAGAGCAGCAAUAGAGAAGGCUCAAGCAGAGCUUAGACAGGAGUAUGAUGUUCGUGAGGAAAGGAGAAGGGAACUAGAAUUUCUUGAAAAAGGUGGCAAUCCCUUAGAUUUCAAAUUUGGAAAUGCAGCUUCACUUAGUGUCCAGUCUACCUCGCUCACUGAUCAGCAGGCAGAACAUUUUGUUACCAGCGAAGCAAAAGGUAGUUUUGCGCUGACUGCUUCACCUCAUGGUGACUCUGUAGAAAGUAGUGGUAGGCCAGGGGUUCUUACAGUGUGUGAACACCAUACUGCUGAUAAUCUCAUACUUUUUGAUCAUGAAAAUGAAUUACAUGAAGGCAAAAGAAACUCUAUGCACCGUAGUAAGAGGAGUAGUGUUGCUCCAUCAGAACAAUCUUCUCAGAUGGAUGGGACUCAAAAUGCCAAGGAAUCGGAAGAUUCUGCAAUUUUUCGUCCUUAUGCUCGUAGGAAUAGAUCCAAAAUCAAUAGAGACAGUGCUAGAUCUAGUUCAACAGAUAUGGUUCAGAGCCGUGGUGGUCAUGGUUCUUCUUUACCUGCACGUGGGGGCUCAAAGGAUGUGAAGGCGCCGAUAUCUGAAACAAACAACCAGAAGGAACAGAAUGUUCUCUCCAUUUCUAACCCCAGAUCUGUAACUUCAAAUGGUGAUUUGGUUUCAAAGAAGAUAACUUCUGAUAAUCAGUUGAAUGCAGAGUUGGAUAACAUGCAGACUCUUGAAGUAACAACUAGUAUGUUGAAAGGUGAACAAUCUGAUGAAUGUAAGUUGAAUACUCCUUCAAAGAGCUUGACAGAUGUCCAACAAAAAGAACUCACACAAGUAGAGCCUCUUAAAUCUUCUAACAAAUUGGCUUCUGAUGAACCUGAUGGUUCUAGAGGAAAGGAACAGGUAAUUUCAGCUGGUCUUGAAUGUCCAUCCGGUGCAGCUGCUACAAAUUCUGAGAAGGAAAUUAGUUCAAGUCAGCUGAAUGGGUUUAGUGAAUCCAAAAGAGAGAGAAGAACAGUCCCAACUGCAGGGCAACAAAAUAGUAAUGCAGCAAUUGGAGCAAAGAGAUUAGAUUCAGAAUCUUCUUGCACUCAAAACAGCCUAAAUUUGGAUGUGAAUAAUGAUAAUGAUAUGUGCAUUACAAAAAAUGUUGAUGCUAAUGGAAAGUCUGUUGAUCAAACAUCAGAAUUAGAAGUGAAACUGAAGUUACCUGAUGGUAACAUUGUACAGGAAAAGAAUGAAAUCAAGCCUGUUGACGACACUGCUACAAUCAAUGAGAAGAAUGGUGGUGCAUCGCAAGACCACUCUCUCAAUGACCCUGUUGUGAAAGUAGAUGAGGAGAUUAGAUCUGACAUGCAAAAUGAGAUGGGUUAUCCUUCCAAUGUUAAAGGAUUUCAACAAAAUGACUGUAUUGCUUCAGAAGCUGAAAUGAGAGUUAGUAAUGUGUCAGGUGACCAUCUAAACUCCAGAACAGAUAACUGUUUGGCUGGUAAGCCUCAAGGGAUGGUGGAUAUUUCCAUUUCUGAUCUUCCCAAGACUCCUUUGUUGGUGGCAAAUGAUGCUGCUGCCACUGAUCCUCAAAUUGAUUCUGAUAAACAUUUAAAAGUGAUGGACAAAGAACGUGAAGAUUCAAUAUUGGAAGAGGCACGGAUUAUAGAGGCUAAGCGGAAAAGAAUUGCUGAGCUAUCUGUUGGUAGCUUACCUUCUGAGCAUUGUCGGAAGUCUCACUGGGAUUUUGUCCUUGAGGAAAUGGCAUGGUUGGCAAAUGAUUUUGCUCAGGAACGUCUUUGGAAGAUGACUGCUGCUGCUCAGAUAUCUCGCCGUAUUGCUUUUGCCUCUCAUUUGAGAUUUGAUGAGCAAAGUCAGCAAUGGAAGCAAAAAAAAGUAGCUUUAUCACUGGCUAAUUCUGUAAUGCAAUUCUGGCAUUCAGUGCAGCUGCUUUUAAACAAUGAGGAGGCAAGUGUCAGUCUGAAGAACAGUGGGCAUGGUUUGGUCGGAUCAGGUGUUGCUGAUACUAAUGAAGUUUCUAAGGACAAAGCUGGAGAACUUGAUCUGGAUACAAGUAAAGAAUUUGACCAAAAGCAUCCGAGGAAAAACAUUGAGGGAUAUGCUCUAAGGUUUUUGAAAUAUAACAGCUCUCCUUUUCCAUCCCAACAAGCAGAAGCACCAGCAACUCCUGACAGAAUGUUUGACUGGGGCAUUAUGGAGAUGUCUUGGGCUGAACACCUAACAGAAGAAAGCCUCUUGUAUGCUGUGCCCCCAGGUUCUAUUGAAGCCUACAGAAAAUCCAUUGAAUCUUAUUUGGUGCAGACUGAGAAAACUGGGAGUGGUGUGCAAGAUGAAGUUGAGACGUCUGCAUAUGAUGCUGGAGCAGAGUUUAGAUAUCAUGUCUCGGCAUAUGAUGAGGAUGAAGGAGAAACAAGUACAUAUUAUAUACGUGGAUCCUUUGAAGCAAGCAAGUCAUCAAAAGCCAAUCAGAAGAAUAGGAAGCAUUUAAACAAAUCAUAUACCAGGCCAUAUGAAAUGGGAGCUGAGUUGACUUAUGGAAACUGUGCAAUUAGGUCUCAACAAUCUAUGUUGUUGGGAAAAAGGCCUGCUAAUAGUCUUAAUGCUGGUUCAAUUCCCACAAAACGAGUACGGACUGGUUCCAGGCAUAAUAGGGUUAUAAGUCCUUUUAAUGGUGCAGCUCCUCCUGGGAUUCUGCAGACUCCAGCAAAAACGGAUGCCUCAAGUGGGGAUACAAACUCUUUUCAGGAUGACCAAAGUACAUUUCAUGGAGGAUCCCAAAUCCAGAAAAGCAUGGAGGUUGAGUCAAUUGGGGACUAUGAAAGGCACUUACCUUAUGACUCUGCAGAAACACCAAGGAAACCUAAAAAGAAGAAGCUCAAGCACCCUGGUUCUGGAUAUGAUCAGGGUUGGCCUCUGGAGUCUACCAUACAUAAUGAACAGAGGGAUCAUUCCAGAAAGAGAUUUGAGCUUCAUCACUUUGAUUCUAAUGGAACUAGUGGUUUAUAUGUGCAACAUAAUGCUAAGAAGCCAAAGAUAAUCAAGCAACAUCCUGAUGGUAUUUUUGACAUGACUCCUAGUGGGUCCAUUCCCUCACCUGUUGCAUCCCAAGUGAGUAAUAUGUCAAACCCAAAUAAAUUAAUUAAAAUAAUUGGUGGUCGUGACCGUGGCAGAAAACCUAAAGGCUCGAAGAUAACUGCUGGUCAGCCAGGUCCUGGAAGUUCAUGGUCACUGUUUGAAGAUCAGGCCCUUGUUGUCCUUGUCCAUGAUAUGGGUCCAAAUUGGGAGCUUGUCAGUGAUGCAAUCAACAGUACUGUUCAGUUCAAGUGCAUUUUCCGCACACCAAAAGAAUGCAAAGAGCGUCACAAGAAUUUAAUGGACCGGAGUGGUGAUGGUGCUGAUAGUGCAGAUGAUUCAGGAUCCUCGCAGUCUUAUCCAUCUACACUGCCUGGCAUUCCCAAGGGAAGUGCCAGACAGUUGUUUCAACGUUUGCAAGGGCCAAUGGAAGAGGAUACCCUCAAGUCUCAUUUUGAGAACAUUAUAAAGAUUGGAAAGAAGCAGCAUUACCAGCGGACUCAGGAUACAAAACAGAUGGUGCCAGUCCACAAUUCUCAUAGUAUUGCUCUUUCUCAAGUCUGUCAAAAUAACCUGAAUGGACUACUAACGCCUCUUGAUCUCUGUGAGGCAACUGGAUCGGGCCAAGAUGGGUUGCCUAUUGGAUAUCAACCUCCUCAUUCCAGCAGUUUAGCAGUAUCAAAUCAAGGAGCUGUAGGAUCUGUACUUUCAGCUUCUGGAGCAAAUUCUCCAUUACAGAGUUCUGCUAUGGUUCUUGGCAAUAAUAUGUCAUCACCAUCUCCUCCGCUCAAUACAUCUAUCAGGGAUGGCAGAUAUGGUGUUCCACAAAUGUCUUUGCCAGCUGAUGAGCAGCAUAGAAUGCAACAAUACAAUCAAAUGCUUUCUGGCAGGAACAUUCAGCAAUCCAACUCGCCUGCCUCUGGAGUUAUAUCUGGAAGUGAUCGUGGUGUUCGUAUGCUACCUGGUGGAAAUGGUAUGGGCAUUAUGUCUGGAACAAAUAGAAGCAUGCCAGUUUCAAGAACAGGUUUUCAAGGAAUGGCCUCAUCAUCGAUGCUGAACACCAGCAGUAUGCUGUCCUCCAAUGUGUCAGGAAUACCAAGUGUAAAUAUGCACUCUGGACCCGGUCCCAGUCAGGGAAACUCUAUGCUAAGACCUCGUGAUGCCAUGCACAUGAUACGAUCUGGCCAUAAUCCAGAGCACCAAAGGCAAUUGAUGGUACCAGAGCUUCAGAUGCAAGCUACACAAGGGACUAGCCGGGGUAUUCCUGCUUUUAGUGGAUUAAGUUCUGGUUUCCCUAAUCAAACCACAAUGCCCACACAGGCAUAUCCAGGCCAUCCCCACCACCACCACCAGCAGCCACAGCAUCAAAUUCCAUCCCAGCAGUCACAUGCUAUGAGCAAUUCCCAUCAUCCUCAUCUUCAAGGUCCCAAUGUGACAGGACCGCAGCCGCAACCCUAUGCAAUGCGCCUGGUAAAAGAAAGGCAAAUUCAACAGCAACGUCUAAUGCAGCAGCAACAGCAACAACAGCCACAACAACAGCAGCAGUUUGCUGCAUCCAGUUCUUUGAUGCCACACGUCCAACCACAGUCCCAACUUCCGAUAUCUUCUUCUCUUCAAAAUAAUUCCCAGAUUCAAUCACAAGCCUCAAAUCAGUCUGUAACGCCGCCCUCACUUACUUCAUCAUCACCAAUGGCUCCUGUGCCGUCGCCUCACCAACAGAAACAUCACUUGCCACCACAUAAUCUUACUCGGAUCUCUCAAUCUGGUACCAGUGGUUUGACCAAUCAGAUGGUCAAGCAACGGCAGCGACAGCCACAGCAGCAACAGCAAUUUCAACAAUCUGGCCGGAACCACCCUCAGCAGCGGCAACAAAUACCAUCUCAACAACAGGCUAAAAUUUCAAAAGGAAUGGGAAGAGUGAAUAUGCUUAUGCACCAUUCUGGUGAUCCUUCUCCCCUGAAUGGCCUUUCCAUGGCCCCAGGUAACCAAACUGCAGAGAAAGGGGAGCACAUAAUGCACUUAGUGCAGGGUCAAGGCUUCUAUUCUGCUUCUGGCAUGAGCCCAGUCCAACCAUCCAAACCACUAGUGCCAUCACAAUCUUCUAAUCAUCCUCAGCCACAGCAGAAGAGUUUUUCUGGAACACCCCCUUCCAAGCAAACCCAGCAGAUGCCACCUCAUUCUGAGAAUAGUACUCAAGGCCAGGUUUCUGCAAUUCCUUCUGGUCAUUCACCAUCAGCUGCUCAUCAAGCCCUGCUGCCCACAGUCGUGCCUUCCAACCACCAGCAUUUGCAUUUACAGUCACAGCCACACCAAAAGCAAGCUAAUCAAACUCAACCAACUAUUCAGAGAGUGCUUCAACAUAAUCGAUCUACGCAUCCUGAUCCAUCAAACAUAUCACAAGCAGAACCACAAGCUGAUCAGCAGCCUGUGACCACUGCAUCCCUGGUGGGCGCAACAGCAACUGCAGCAAUGCCUCAGGUUUCCAAUGAUUCAGCUAAUGCAAUGCCAGUUGUUUCUUCUGCUGCUGCUCCUCAGUGGAAGGCUACAGAACCAGGGCAUGAUUCUGGUAUGCCAAACAUGGCUGCUCAAAUGGGAUCCAUUGGUAGCUCACCUUUUUCAAAUUCAGCUGGGAGUGAUCCAGUAACUUCAGCCAGCCAAGGGUUGGGCCAGAGGCAAUUAUCAGGUGGCUUGCUCCCUCAAGGGCAUAAUGCUGGGGCACAGUGGCAGCAACAGCCACAUAUACAAUCUCCUACACCGCAGCCAUCUCAGCAACACUACCACUCUCAAGAGCAAGUAAAACAAGAUCAGCAUCAAUCAGCAGAACAGCUGCCUCCUCAGCAGCAGUCUCAUCAACAAAUUCAGCAUCUGCAAGCAGUGCAGAGUAGUUUGUAUCACAAGCCCUCCAAUUAUAAGACGGAAUGAGCAAUCUAUGGAUUGAGGAGUUCCAAGCAGCCGGUGCUACUAGGAUUGGGUUGGCAUGCCUGUGUAACACCAGUGUACAGAUGAAGCUGGUUACAACAUUUCAAAAUGCAAAAUGGACGUUAAUUGCAGGUUAGAAAUUCACAGAAGCGAUGCUGUGCCGUUUCCAUUUUGUUUGUUUAGGAGUCAUGUACAUUACCACCUGCUUAGGUUAUUGGGAAGAUGGAGACAGAUAUAGAGUUAUUUUGUACAGGGGUCUCAUCUCCCUUUUCUUGUACUUUCUCUCUCCGGCACUGCCAUGGUUUCCUUGCUCUAGUGCAGGGAACCACAUUUCUUUUUGCACCAGUAGAUAGCGCAUGUAUUAUUACCCUUUCCAGAUCAAUUGGGUAGCAAUCAUUGUUAAUGGGCGAAGCCUUCGGAAAUUUUGUGAAUAUAGGGUUUCUAGUGUAUACACUUUUUGCCUAUGAAGAUCGGCGUCUGUCCACUGCCUUUGUCAACCCAUUGAAUUUAUUGAAAUGUGUAACGAUUGCAGAUUAUGUAGUGCAUUCAAUGGCUCUUUCCUCUAACUGGCUAUACUGUAUAAAAUCACAUUCCAUUUCAAGCUUUUAACUUUAUACCUUGCACUUGGAAAUUUUUUUUUUUUUUUUUUUGGGGUGUGUUUAUGGUCAGUAAUUAAUUUAUUAAGGCUAU